Caenorhabditis sp. 36 PRJEB53466 is the source of this 3750-nucleotide messenger RNA. The record is from the annotation of a GenBank genome assembly. NCBI's taxonomy places the organism in Eukaryota, Metazoa, Nematoda, Chromadorea, Rhabditida, Rhabditidae.
AUGGGCGAAGUGGAACGACCGCGUUCUUUGUCGAGGAUAACAGUGGAUAGUGAUGCGGAGUACUUGGAUGCCUACGAUCACGUCACUUAGUACGCACGACGAUUGAGGAACCGAGCUCAAAGACCUGUUUUCAGCAGCAAUUCGUUGGAACUGUUGGAUACGAUCGCAGAGACUCAGAUCACACUGAACUUGUUCAUGAACAAUAAGUUCGAGUUGGCGGAGGAAAGGAUGGCGGAACUGUGAGUUCGCAUUCCGUUCCAUUCGCACCCGUCACUCAUUCUUCAGCUACGAUAAGAGUAUGUACCACUCGAUGGGCUACACGUGCAUCCUUUUUAUCAAAGCAGUCAUGACUGUGAACAAGCAAGACAUGGAAAAGGCGGCGGAAGCGUGCAAGAUGUCGUGCGAGGUUAUCGAAAAGUUCCGGGAACGACGGACGAUCCGAGAGACACUGUUCGGGGCGAGUGCGAAGGGAAAGAAAAUCAGCGACGCGGAGCUGCAUGCGGAACUGUGUUACGCCCAGAUUCUUCUUAUCAGAGCCAUUCUCACCUUCUUCCAUGAUGACAACUUUGCCAGUUUCAUAAAAGGAGCACUCAAUAUCAGAACGUGCUAUCAGACGUACCGAUAUUGUGAAAAGUUGAUGAACGAGCCGAGUGUAUGGGUGGGAAGGAACAAAAAAGUGCAAGAGCAGUUCGAGAGCGGAACGAGAAUGGGAUUGGGCACAUUCUCACUCAUGCUCUCGAUCCUGCCCUCGAAAGUGCUGCGGCUUCUGGAAGUCGUCGGUUUCUCCGGGGAUAAGGUGGCCGGCAUGAGGGAUCUGCACCACGUGGCAUCGAUGACGGGAACUCUGUGCUCUCCACUCGCCAAAAUGAUCUUGCUGACAUGGCAUCUGAUAGGUGAUUUCGUACUCAAAGAUCUCAUUAGAAUUCUUAUUUUUAGCAUGUUUUGUUCUGGGGACUGGAAAACCGGACGUAGACGUUUGCAAACAAAUCAUGCCUGGACUGCUCCAUCUCUGGCCCCGCGGAGCCAUCAUGUUGUUCAUGAGGGCCCGGCUUCUUCUCAUAUCCGGAGACAUUGAAAAUGCCAUACACUACUUCAACUUGUCCAUCGAAUCACAAAAUGUCUAUAAGCAAUUCCAUCACGGAUGUUACUGGGAACUAUUGUGAGUCAUGACUUCUUCUCUGAUAUCAGCAGCAGAAUCAGAAAUCACAUUAUAUUUCAGGUUUGCACAUGGAUAUCAACGUCGAUGGUCUCAUUCUGCAAACUAUGCACGCCUUCUGAUGAAAGAGUCGAAAUGGAGCAGAUGCGUAUACACAUAUCUUCUAUGUAUCUUCUUCGCCGCCGACGAAACUGUCGAUGAAGCGAAGAGGAACGAGACGAUCGGAGCGCUAGCAGGAAAAGUAGACGGACUGAGGAUGAGAAUAGCCGGAAAGUCGAUUCCUGUGGAGAAGUAUUGCGGAAGGAAGGCCAAACGAUUCGAGGCCACGCAGUCUCUUCUUUUUGCCCACUACGAGUUCAUCUACUUCUGGAAUGGAUUCGACAUCUUCGGGAAGAACCCAAAGAUGGUUAGAGCAGUAUUGGAAGACAUGGACAGGGUAUGGGAGAUGCGGAAGGCUGGAAGCGACCUCGACGACUACUGCCUUUAUUAUUUCCUCAAAGGGUUUCCCUCCGACAUCUCCAGUUCAACGCCCAGGCGGAAGAGUGCUUCAAAAUCGUCUUAGAAAAGUAGAGAGGUUGCGCUUAGGCAGCUGCAAUUAGCAUAUUUGCAGGGAGUCGAGCCUCAAGAGCUUCACAUAUCUGCCGCCCAACGCCACGUUUGAGCUGGCACUGCUACGCAUAUCUGAGCAGCAGUAUAUCGAGGCGCAGACGCUGCUCGACAAGGCCCGCGCCUACAAGUCAUACUCUCUGGAGAACAAACUUCAUUUCCGUAUACACAGUGCUAUGGGCACGAUGGGGUGCCGGACACCGAUGAUGUAGACGUUAAUUGAUUGAUUGUAGUUAUCUAUGGUUAAUGCAUAUUUGUAUAAAGAACUUUCCGAUUUGUUGAUAUUAACCUUUUAUCAGGGACAUAUUUCACAAUGUUUUGUUUAUUCUCGGUCCACGCUCUUCCUCUUCUGCCCCGCCGAUCGAUUGCUCGUGCUCCACCUCUCGCUCCUUUAUUUCGUUGCAUAAUUGGCAUCGCCUAUCUGACUCAUGCGCAUCUCCUUCUCUCUCUCUUUUUGCGCAUUCUGCAUGCACCCACCAAGAAAGGACGUCCAUAUUUUUUAUGUUCUCUGACGGCUGCGCGCAGUGCACAGCCUCACCGGAAUCGCGUCAGCGGGUUUCUCUGUGGCGCGUCGCAGAGACCUCUCACCCCCGUCUCCUCGGUCGUUGUUGCAACAAACAGAUGCGGCCGAUGUGUGUGAGAGACACGCCAGCGCAAAAAACGCUUUCCUUUCUUUCCCCAUGACAACGUCGCUUAUCGAUAUUUCAUUUUUUUUCAAUUUCGGAGCCACAUCAGCGCAAGUGGGACGCGCGUCUUGUCACGAAAUCCUACUGUAGCUGUGUAUAAUUCUCUCCGCCUCCCCCUCUUGCCGUUCUCUGCGUUGCCGGCGCCGACUCCGUUGUUUAUUGCAGGUCUGUAUCUCGGAGUUUCGAGCGUAUUCAAAUGCGGUCAUCGACUAUGUUCAACCGACGCCGUCGACGUGUGACAUUAGACGACUAUGCUUGUGACGAAGUGGUUAGUUAAUAAUUUUUCGGAGCGAAACAUAAUUAGUCGCUGCAGGUGCCAGUAGAGGACCUCUCUCUGUCGUUCAAAGAGAUUCCCCGUCCGGAUCACUCUAUGACACAUAUGGAGCUCUGCACUUUCGAUGACUUCGCCACAACGCUUGUCGUCGACUCGGUGCUCAGAUCUACGACGCACAAGAUGUUUGGGAGGUAUUAAGAGAUGACCUCGCGAGCCUUUUUGGCCAAUCGAUUGUUUUCCAGAAGGCGUUAUGUGUACGACGAUGAGCGUAGCACAGCUCGCACCGUUAUGAGAGAAUUCCGAGAUGACCAAGAUUGGCAUAAAGCCCUUUUUGGCAUCCUCAAGCUGCGGAGCGUACGAUCACUUCUCGCCAGUAUGCCGCCAAUUAAGCACUGCGAUUUCCGCGACCAUGUAAGUCAGCUGCUUUAUUUUGCUCCCGCUCACCUGCUGUUAUUCAGAUUGUUCGCUUUCUGAACAUGUUCCACUGUGAAUCAGGGUUUACCAUAAAAGAAUGCUAUCGUUAUGCCGCGGAGAAACACGAAGGGGCAAAGCUGGUCGCCACGCGCGCCUGGUAUCGUGGCGACAAGAUCGAACGUUUGAGCGGAGUUUUGUGCAGUCUUUCCGGAGCUCAGGAGAAAUCUCUUCUCAUCAACGGAGUCAACGACUUCUCCGUCAUGUACAGCACACGAAAGCGCUGCGCCACUCUCUGGCUCGGACCGGGAGCUUACAUAAACCACGACUGCAAGCCGACUUGCGAGUUCGUGUCGCAUGGACGCACUGCUCACAUAAGAGUAAGAGGAACUCGCAUUAUUUAUUAUUAAAAACAAAACAUUCAGGUUCUUCGUGAUAUGAAUCCAGGAGACGAGAUCACUUGCUACUACGGAGAAGAGUUCUUCGGAACAAACAACGAGUUUUGCGAGUGCCUCACUUGCGAGAAGAUGAAGCGCGGAGUUUUCAGCUCUCUCGCGAGCGACACCGAGGUCCCGCCAGUUGAUCGUACUGGAUAUAGACUCCGAUCGCAGUCCUAA